AUGUAAUAGAAGUAGGAUAUUGAUUGUAGAACGUGAUGGUGACAAGCCACGCGUAAACCUAUGUUUCCUGUAAGAUAGACAAAAUUCUUGUAUUAUUAAGUAAUUCUUAUAUUAUUAAAUCAUAAGACACGCAAAGUAAACGUAAAAACCACAAAUAGCACGUCACUACAAGCAAUAUGUUAUAGGCUACUUCCAAUUCACUUGAUGUUAAUUAGGUCUAAUUAACCCUUUAUUCAGCAUAGACUAUAGGCUACUUUUUAAUUGGCUACCCUGUCAUUGUUGCAGUUGUCUUGUGUAUCAUAGGAGGAUGUACUUCAAAAUGAAAGCUGACUGGGUUAUGGUCUUCUUCGCUAGAUUCACAUUCUGGAGGCUCUUCAGAGUGGCCUAUUCCUGGGUUACAUUAUCUUAUAGGCCUUUGCUAUUUGGAGUACCUCCAGGGGUAUACCAAAUGGACCUAGGUGUACCCCAUAGUCUAAUUAUUAUAAUUGUAAAGCCAAUGCUUAAUUUGAAUAUAGCCUAGAAUAGAUUAUAAUAUUGUAACCUAUCAUGCAGCCGAGAUUUUUAAGUGUGUCGUGCAGGGUGUAUGCGAAAGUCUUGGGGAACAUGAAUAUGAAAACUCUGAAUCACUGAUUAUUGACUACUAUAAUAAUCACUUUUUUUUCAACUACGUUGUAACAGGGCUGAACAAACAGGCUACCUAUGGCAAAUAUCCUAUAUUCUCAUGAUCUUGUAUUGGGAUUCAGUGCUUCUCGGUUGAAUGUGACAAAGAUCAAAGGGUCAAGACCAAACUGAUAGAGAGUGCUGUGAUGCAAUGACAACACUUUCCCAUGUCAUUAUUUAACCCUAAUGGGUGUGCAAACACUUUUCAAUGAGGUUGGAGAGCACCCUUUAACAUGGGUGAGCUAUUUUUAAUUUUUUCCCCACGGGCCCUAUUUGAAUACAGACAUGGUAAAUAACCUGAUACCAAUAGGCCACUAUAGCCUGUAACUCUUUAAUUCAUGUGUUGGCCUACUUUUUAUGUGCAACAUUUAAAAAAUAUUACUUUUACUUUUUGCCCUCGUAGGUUGGAACAUGGAUGAGCAUAUGCCUACUUUUUCCCAGCCUACUCAGCCAACCUCUUUAUACCAGAAAAAUGGAAUGGAGACCAGGCAAACUUUAGGCCAACGGCACACUGGUUUCUAGCUAUGGCAAUUGUCCUCCGUGGGCAUAGCAAUUAGGCAAUUCAAUUGAAAAUAUUAUAGCAUUAUCUCUUGAAUGGGAGCCUCAAUGGGUCCUCACAAAGUCUUUGAAAUCAGGAAGGACCUGUUUGCCUGAAACCCAUGAGGUCUUAACCUGUGGAGAUGUGUAAAACUGAGCCUUCCCUUUCCCUAGGCCUAUCUCUCAGCCCCAUUCCCAUGCUUGCAUGUUGCAAGAUAACUCAAAGCCUGUAAUUAAGUAGUAAAUUAGAAUUGUUAAAUGGUUAAUGUCCCGAGACCAAUGUGUCAUAUUUUUGAACUGUCAAGGAAGGUCUGCGUGCUGCACUAAACACAACCAACAAGGCCAAAAAGUCCACAGUUUUAGGCCACACCUGUUUAAACAGGCCUUGUACGUUAACUGCGGCCCUCCCCCAGUCUUGGUUGUUUUGAAACCGGAGUGGUGAGUCACCGCUCUGUCGGUAGAAAAACACUCGGCUGUGGAGUCGGGGGGAGGGGGGUCUGGGUGCACCGGAGGUGGACGCAGCUGGACACCCAGUGAAGCUCCUACAUCCUGAACACUUUCCGCAUGAAGAAGACUCAAAACAGGGGAAUCAAAUGUGCCCAAGCAUAUGUGCGUAAAAUCAACAGGUCAUGCCAUGCUUUCCAAACAGCCUUAAAGAUGCUUUAAGUGAGGGUUUCAGGUCCCAAUAUUAAAAUGAAAUUGUAUUAUCUGUGGUGUACACCGAGGCAUUAACCUAUAACCUUGGCUAUGAGUUUCAAUUAUUAUUCCUAAACAAUAAAAAUGUCUGUAAAAUACAUGCAGUCUAUUUCAUCUGUCACUAAACAUUUCAGGGCAACUGCAGUUCUUUUGGAGCCUCCCGCCCGCCCCCACUCCUGCUGAGCACGUUUCCAUAUGAAAGGUUUCCCCCCAAGCGACGCCAUGCAGCCUCAUGUGCAACCAACAGACUGGACUCCUCCCGGAGUUUAAAGGGUGGUGGGGCUGACCCAUGGAUCUAGAGCUAACCCGACAAACCACUCAAGCAGCGACGCUUGGCCUACAUUAAACUGUUACCGGUUUUUUUCACUGCCACUAGAUGGCAGUGUCGCAUUUAGGGUAGCAUUAAUCACACCGCAAGUUGCCUAAAAAAAAUGUUGCAACCAACAUAAAAAUAUGAGAUUUAUUUGACUGAUGCGUCUCAAUACAAUCAGACAAAAUCUUGUGUGUAGGUUUGCAAUACUGAUAAAGUUGUUUUGAAUAAUCUCACAUUGUAAAGAUGGCGUCGGAUAUGGCUAAGCACGGAGCCGCUCCGCUGUCUGCUAAAGUGGUCGGGUCAUUUGCUUAUCUGACUGUAAAGGAUAGAAUGCCCACUAUCCUCACCAAAGUAAUAGACACGAUUCACCGCAACAAGAAUAAGUUUUUUGAGGAAUAUGGAGAGGAUGGAUUCGAAGCAGAAAAGAAAGCAAUAUCAUUCUUGUCCAAACUAAGGAAUGAAGUUCAAACUGACAAACCUAUACUAGAGCUCACAGAUGGGCUAAGAGAUGUGGACGCAUGGAACCAGUACCUGCAGAGACAUCAGACUGUGCAGGGGGGUAAGGAGUCUGUGAGCUGGUUCAAGUCUCCCUGGCUUUAUGUGGAAUGCUACAUGUAUCGAAGAAUACAAGAGGCUGUUUGGCUCAAUCCUCCCAUAAACGAGUUUGAUGUUUUUAAUGAAGGAAAAACUCAGAGCUACUUUGAGUCUCAGAGAGCUAUCAUGGCUCUAUGUACGUAUCUGGAAACACUUAAAAAGGAUAAAGAUGGACUUUCGAAAAAUCAAUUAUUUGAUAAUUUCAUCAAGUUACUGCAGGUGUCUCUCUGGGGGAACAAGUGUGAUCUUUCAAUUUCUGCAGGCCAAGAGAACUCCCAAAAAGACAGUCCUAUUGAAGCCCUCCCCAAUCUGAAACCCUUCAUCUUGGUGGAUGAUUCGGAUAUGGUAUGGGUGGCUCUUACCUCCUCCAAAAGCACUGCAGUUUCUGGAAAAAGAGUUGACAUUGUUCUUGACAACGCUGGUUUUGAAUUAGUUACUGACCUGGUGCUAGCUGAUUUCCUGGUCUCAUUUAGUUUGGCCAGUGAGAUCCACUUUCAUGGAAAAUCCUUUCCGUGGUUUGUUUCUGAUGUCACUGCUAAAGACUUUGAGUGGACCAUCAGACAGACCUUGGCAUCCAAUCACAUGUGGAUGUCUAAAAGUGCCAUUCAGUGGAAGCAGUACCUGGAGGAUGGAGUGUGGUCCUAUCAUGACCAUCCAUUCUGGACACAGCCUCAUGAGUUCUGUGACAUGGCGGUAGAUGCUCCAGACUUGUAUGCAAAACUGAAAGGAGCAGAUCUUGUGUUGUUUAAAGGGGAUUUAAACUACAGGAAGCUAACUGGAGACAGAGACUGGAACUUCACUGUCAGCUUUGAUACUGCGCUCCGAGGGUUUGAACCCUCACCUCUCUGCAGCCUGAGAACUCUAAAAGCCAAUGUGCAAGUGGGCCUGCAGCCAGGACAAGGGGAGAAGCUCAGCUCUCAAGAACCAAACUGGAUGACCAGUGGCAAGUACGCUGUCAUUCAGUUUCAUGGGCCACAUUUAGAACAGUGAGAAAAUGCUGCCUUUUGCAUAUACAACGGCAGUUGAUUGCGUUAGAGCAAGUAUUAUCUGUAAGCCAUAAAACCUUGAAAACUCUGAUAAUCUCAAUUAUUGUUAUAAGGAAAUUUUAAAAUAAAAUUUAUACUGUAUACAUCUUA
Boleophthalmus pectinirostris (great blue-spotted mudskipper) is the source of this 3936-nucleotide messenger RNA. RefSeq names its product acidic residue methyltransferase 1 (gene dcph1). Lineage: Eukaryota; Metazoa; Chordata; Actinopteri; Gobiiformes; Gobiidae. Gene Ontology annotation, cellular component: nucleus; cytoplasm. The coding region runs from base 2450 to 3790 and encodes 446 amino acids. Gene Ontology annotation, molecular function: phosphatase activity. The transcript has 5 exons. The record is from RefSeq and is a predicted model, not a curated record. Gene Ontology annotation, biological process: DNA damage response.